Podarcis raffonei (Aeolian wall lizard) is the source of this 373-nucleotide messenger RNA. It is a transcript of the gene SSNA1, whose product is annotated as SS nuclear autoantigen 1. Gene Ontology annotation, cellular component: centrosome; ciliary basal body. The record is from RefSeq and is a predicted model, not a curated record. The transcript is spliced from 3 exons. Bases 26 to 373 code for a protein of 115 amino acids. NCBI's taxonomy places the organism in Eukaryota, Metazoa, Chordata, Lepidosauria, Squamata, Lacertidae.
CGGAGACGGCGGCGACGCGGCGGCGAUGACGCAGCAAGGGGCGGCGCUCCAGAGCUACAACAACGAGCUGGUCAAAUGCAUUGAGGACCUUUCCCUCAAACGGGACGAGCUGAGCAAGCAGAUCCGCCAGGAGGAAGAGGAGAAAGCGAAGCUCCAGAACGACAUCCGGGUUUUGACGGACAAGCUGUCGCGCGUCAACGAGAGCCUGGCGCGCAAGAUGGCGUCGCGCAACGAGUUCGACCGGACCAUCGCCGAGACGGAGGCGGCGUACAUGAAGAUCCUGGAGAGCUCCCAGACCCUCCUCAACGUCCUGCGCAAGGAGGCCGGCAACCUGGCCAAGGCGGCGGAGGCGAAAGGCGCCAAGGAGGCCUGA